Seminavis robusta is the source of this 333-nucleotide messenger RNA. NCBI's taxonomy places the organism in Eukaryota, Bacillariophyta, Bacillariophyceae, Naviculales, Naviculaceae. The record is from the annotation of a GenBank genome assembly.
AUGUCUACCAAGCAGAAGCAGGCUGCCCUUUUAGUAGCACUCGUGAUCGUCGUCGUCGGUCUACUCGUUGCCUUUGCGGAGAAGACAGCUUUGCUUCAGAAAGAGAAUGCAAAACUGAAGAAACGGUAUGAUGACAUGAAAGCCAAGGAAAUUCAAGAAUUCACGAAACGAAUGUCCAAAAGCAAAGAAAUUGCUGACACCUGGAAGGGACAUCUUAAUAGUCUGAUGCAUGCAGACCGCGAUGGUACAAUGGAAAUGGCUAACCUUGCAAAGGAGAAUGAGGAUUUGAAGAAGCAGAUACAUGAAACAGACCGCCAUGUUACACAGAGAUAG